Musa acuminata subsp. malaccensis (wild Malaysian banana) is the source of this 1197-nucleotide messenger RNA. RefSeq names its product protein S-acyltransferase 10. Lineage: Eukaryota; Viridiplantae; Streptophyta; Magnoliopsida; Zingiberales; Musaceae. The record is from RefSeq and is a predicted model, not a curated record. Gene Ontology annotation, cellular component: endoplasmic reticulum; Golgi apparatus. Gene Ontology annotation, molecular function: protein-cysteine S-palmitoyltransferase activity. Gene Ontology annotation, biological process: peptidyl-L-cysteine S-palmitoylation; protein targeting to membrane.
UGCCGUCCGCGAUCUUGAUUUGUCGCCUCUUCUGGCGAAUCUUGGAUUGCUUUUGAGUCCGAUGGCCGCCGUCGGCGUCUUCUCCUACGCCCGCGAGAAGCUCUCCGAGAACUGUUCUCUGCUCUGUCCUGGCCUCUUCGAUCGCGCGAGUAGAUCUUCCUGUGGAUUGAAGGCGGUGAUAGUGCUGCUACAUAUAACGUUCGUAGGCGUUAUCUUCCUCUUCGAUGCCAAUUUGAUACGCAAGUCAAGGGAGGAGCCCUGGUAUAUCACAGUUUAUCUGAUGGUUUUUCUGGUUACUCUAGUUCAAUAUUUCUUUACAUCUGGCUCAUUCCCAGGAUACAUCAUUGAUGCAAUGAGGGUGAAAAAUGGCAGCAACACUACAUUUAUAAACUCACCAGCAAUUGUAGAACAGUCUAAUGCAAGAAAUGGGAACUUAGUUUCUUCCACAAGGAAUAAUCAGUUAGAAAGGCAAAAUUCCCGCUUGCCUUCAUUAUCAUGGGAAAAGCUAGUUAUGGAACUCUACCCUCCUGGAUCAGCCAUCAGGAACUGGACUUGCACUUACUGUAAUAUCAUUCAGCCUCCACGCUCAAAACACUGUCAUGAUUGUGAUAAAUGUGUCCUUCAAUUUGAUCAUCACUGCGUCUGGCUAGGAACUUGCAUUGGGCAAAGGAAUCACUGCCGGUUUUGGUGGUACAUUUUUGAAGAAACAAUCCUUUGCAUCUGGACUGUUGUAUUAUAUAUCACAUUCUUGCGCUCAAAACUCAUGAAGACAUGGUGGAAGGAUUUAAUUGCCAUAGUACUGUUAACUGCAUUGGUGUUUUCUCUCAUCUUUCUUCUUGUACUGCUCCUAUUCCACAGCUACCUAAUGAUAACAAAUCAAACUACUUAUGAAAUGGCGAGAAGGCGGCGCAUUUUGUACCUAAGGGGAAUCCCAAAGAAGGUUCAUCCAUUUAGCAGAGGCAUUUGCAAGAACCUGUAUACAUCUUGUUGCUCCAGGGACAGCAUGUACACUCUGGAAGCUGUCCCACCAAUGGAGGAAUUGGAAGCAAGAGCCAGACCUUACACUUGUGUGGACAUCAUUUCUUGCAAGUGUUGUUGAUGAAUUCUUGUUUGAUGUUUCUUUGGCCUGCACUUGCUGUAUCAAAUGCUGUAAUUCUCUCAUUUAUUAUUUCUUCUCCUUGUGUUUUUGAAACACUU